Messenger RNA from Leucoraja erinaceus (little skate), 5687 nucleotides. Its product is annotated as myocyte-specific enhancer factor 2C. Bases 660 to 2078 code for a protein of 472 amino acids. Gene Ontology annotation, molecular function: RNA polymerase II cis-regulatory region sequence-specific DNA binding; histone deacetylase binding; protein dimerization activity. Gene Ontology annotation, biological process: heart development; positive regulation of transcription by RNA polymerase II; cell differentiation. The transcript is spliced from 12 exons. The record is from RefSeq and is a predicted model, not a curated record. NCBI's taxonomy places the organism in Eukaryota, Metazoa, Chordata, Chondrichthyes, Rajiformes, Rajidae.
UAUGUAAGUAAUUUAAUUGGCAAUAAACAGAUUUUUGGAUAAGCCUUCUGAUUUCAGUUUUCCAUCUGAACCCUGUUCAUGCUUACUUGGGCAGUAAUCCUGUUUCUCUUGCCAGAAUUGACAAAGGUCUGACUGUUAGUGAUACCUUUCAGAACUAAAUUUACUCCAGAGUGACAGAGGCAGGUGGACACAGGGCAUCCAGCCACUUGUGCAAAGCAUCAUGCUACUAUAGGUCAACAUCGAGAGGGGAAAAAGACGCUGUCUUCAGAGUUGAAACAGAUCGAAGCAAGCUCAUCCCGAAGAGGGGGGUUUCUCUUCAAAGCCAGCUGGUCUGGCUUUAUCGUUAGGAUUUUUUUUUUUUUACCUGCACCGUUUGAUCAGCCGACUCUGCAGCAGGUGCUGCAGAGCAUAGAAAGGAAAGAAAGACAUUGGGUGUCAAAGAAGUUGGAGCUGUUAAAGAAACUUUAAUUCGUUUUCAAGAAGGGGAAAAUUGAGGUCGAGGACGCAACAUUGUCGAGGUUUGUGCGCAGGGACAGAUGAAAGAAUCUGUGAAGUGAAUGAAGUGAAAAGUGAGAAGAAGGACUGGUAUUGAGAAAGAGGGAGUGAGUCAAAGUCAGAGGUACAGGAUUUAAAGAGAGGAGAGAAGAAAAGUAAUAAGGAUGGGGAGAAAAAAGAUUCAGAUCACUCGGAUCAUGGAUGAACGAAACAGACAGGUGACAUUUACAAAGAGGAAGUUUGGGUUAAUGAAGAAGGCUUAUGAGUUAAGUGUUCUAUGCGACUGUGAGAUUGCUCUGAUCAUCUUUAACAGCACCAAUAAACUAUUCCAGUAUGCCAGCACCGACAUGGACAAAGUACUGCUGAAAUACACAGAAUACAACGAGCCACAUGAGAGUCGAACAAAUUCGGAUAUUGUCGAGACAUUGAGAAAGAAGGGACUAAAUGGGUGUGACAGCCCAGACCAAGACGCAGACGAUUCAGUGGGUCACAGCCCUGAGUCUGAUGAGAAGUGCAGAAAAAUAAAUGAAGAUAUUGAUCUAAUGAUCAGCAGGCAAAGAUUGUGUGCUGUUCCUCCACCUAAUUUUGAGAUGCCAGUUUCAAUCCCAGUGUCCAACCAAAACAGCCUCAUUUACAGCAGCCCAGUGGGCUCCAUGGGUAACCACAACCUAAUGUCAUUGGGCCAUCCUUCUCUGCAGAGGAACAGCAUGUCUCCUGGAGUGACACAACGACCACCGAGCGCUGGAAACGCAGGUGGCCUCCUGGGUGGGGACCUUACAACAACUGGUGCAGGCACCAGUGCAGGAAAUGGGUAUGGAAAUCCCCGCAAUUCGCCAGGUCUGCUGGUCUCACCUGGCAGCAUGAACAAGAACAUGCAAACCAAGUCGCCCCCUCCUAUGAAUUUGGGAAUGAACAACCGAAAACCUGACCUCAGGGUUCUCAUCCCACCUGGUUCAAAGAAUAUGCCAUCUGUGUCUGAGGAUGUUGAUUUAUUACUGAAUCAGAGAAUAAAUAACUCGCAGGCUGCACAGUCAUUGGCUACGCCAGUGGUCUCUGUAGCGACACCUACUAUGGCUGGUCACGGGAUGGGAGGAUAUCCUUCAGCUAUCUCCACCACAUAUGGUACUGAAUAUUCCCUCAGUAGUGCUGACUUAUCAUCUCUCACUGGGUUUAAUGCCAAUGCACUCCACCUGGGUUCAAUGACAGGUUGGCAGCAACAUCAGCUUCAGAAUAUGCAGCAUUCGGCUCUGAGUCAGCUGGGAGUUUGUACUAGCACUCACUUAUCUCAGAGUUCAAAUCUCUCCCUGCCUACUACUCAAAGCCUCAACAUCAAGUCAGAACCUGUUUCUCCUCCUAGAGACCGCACCCACACGCCCUUGGGAUAUCCACAGCACUCAAGGCUGGACGCAGGGCGAUCUCCAGUGGAUAGUCUGAGCAGUUGUAGCAGUUCCUACGACGGAAGCGACAGAGAGGAUCACCGGAAUGACUUCCACUCCCCCAUCGGACUUACAAGACCUUCGCCAGACGAAAGGGAAAGUCCAUCCGUCAAGCGCAUGAGGCUGUCUGAGGGAUGGGCAACAUGAUAAGAUUCUUCAGUAAUCUAUUUUUUUCUUGCAGUGUGUGUGUGCGCUACAUUACAGGGCAGGGAGGGAGGGGGGAGUUCUACAUUAUAUGUGCCGUGUGUGAAACAUAAGUCGGGUACUCUGUUUUGUAAAAGUACUUUUAACUUGCCUCAGUGAUAUAAAGUAACGUAAUUUGCUGAGAUAACAGCUUUAGCACUUGAGCUGUACAAAGAAAAACCUUGUACAAUGUAGAUUUAACUGCUAACUCUUUUUCAUUGCUGUGCUCCCUUGCAAAAUGUAUGUUACAAUAGAUAGUGUCAUGUUGCAGGAUCAACGUAUUUACAUGUAAAUAGCAGAUUAAAAGGAAACGUUUGCCAGAACUGGCGGAUCUUUGCUGAAAGAAAAAGAGCAGCUGUUGCAACAAAAUCAAAAAAAUAUAUAUAUGUAUAGGUGGUUGACAGACCCAGAAAUAUUGGUGAUCAUUUUCAACAAAACAAAUUGGUCCACUGACAUCUCUACACAUACUAAUGAAAAAGGCAUAUCAGUAGAGUUUGACACUCAAUACCAUGGAUCAGUCAUUCAAAAGAGAACCAUCCUGUGGCAAGAAUGGAGCAUCGUUAAUAUGUGGUAAAGUCCAAAUUCUGGGUCAGUUUAACAUUUUAAGUGGAUUUAAAAAAAGAUGUACAUUACAUUUUGCUUAUAUUUUCAUAUGAAAGCAAGAAAAAAGUUUGCAAAGCAUUUGUGGCUUUUUGUAGUUACCUAAGCCAAAAUGUUUUUUUCUUUUCUUUCCUGAUAGCUUUGCCGGUAUUUUAAACAGUCCUAAAAAUAAUGGAAAUGGGCUCUUCAUAUGGAAGCACUACCAUAAGCCAUGAAAAAAGCUCCAUGCUUUGCUAACCAAGAUAACUGUUUUCUCUUUGUAGAGUUUUGCUUUUUAAUUGUGUAUUUCUAAGUAUAUAAAAAUAAUAUUAAGAAAAUCUUUUAAAAUCUGUGAAAUUAACAUGCUUGUGUAUAGCUUUCUAAUAUAUAUUAAUUAUGGUCAUAGCAAACAUUGUUUUGGUUAUCUUAUUAGUGGGGGGGGGGGGAUGUAUUUGUGCAAAUGCACGUUUAAGUAACUGAAUUCUUAGGUCUCUUCUGCACUCUUUUUGCAGAAUCAAAGUUGGCUGUGUUCAGUAUAACGAGGUUAACCAGUUGGGAAGAUAGAUUUAGUAUGUAUUCUAAAUUUUGCUACUAUUUAGGAGUUUAAAACGUAGAAAGGAGUGGGGCUGCCUCUCAUUUUUGGGUACUUGGUUAUUUCAGCUGAAUCCAGGUGUUGAGGCUAAUUUUGCUGCAUUGCAUCUGGCUAUGAAUUUGUAGCUGUGACCAUUGUGCAGAUCUAAUGCUGAUCUAUUCUUGACCCUGGUCAGAAUAUUUGGCACAAUUAGUUUAUUUGAAUUUAUAGCUUUUCUAAUCAGAUUUUUUUGAAUCUGAAGAAUAAAUGGAUAUUUGUCACCAAUAUAUUAUUUUUUUUCCCCAUGAAAUGUAUGUUUUUAAAGAUUGUAAAAGAAAAUAUAACAUCUAUUGAUCAUAGCCCUUGACCACAACACAAUUAUAAUUGACUUCAUUGAUUGAUUUUUUUUUCAUUUUGUUCUGUAACAGGUCCAUCUAAUGUCAAAUGAUAUUUGGAAGCUAACUCAAACUUAGCAUUUCAAUCCCAGUUAGCUUUUUGUGUCUUCACAUCUUCAUUGUAGUGCAUGUGUGUGUUAUUAAAAAAAAAAGACAAUUCUCAUGAAUGACUCAGUAUAUAUAUGAAUGUCAGGCAGCCACAUAUUCCUAACAGUAUUUUAAUUAAGCAACUUUUUCAAACUUAAAUGACUGAUUUAAUAGUAAAUCAAAUAGCAUAAUAUCAUUCUACAGCAGAUCAAUUGCCACAAUUUUUAAGAAAGUGAAUUGAAAAGCACAAUGUCAUUCAUAAUUGGUCACUCCUCUCUGUACCUACAACCCUCCAUUCAUUGUUAUCCAAGUGUUAUAAUGUUGCUGUUUGUUUAACCACAGAGCUAUUUCUGAGUUAGCACAUAAUUAUACAGUACUGUGGUUUUAAGAAUUAUUGGGGCAGAGCCCCUUAUAUAUUCUCAUUUACUUACACAACCUGUUGGCUAACUGAUUUUAGGCAAUGUUCUGUACUGCGAGGCAAAAAAAAAAAUGUCAGUGGCACUUUCUUGGGGGCACUUAAGUUAUUUUCUGUUUUAUAGAACUCAUGAACAUCAAAAAGCUUGUUACUAUUCUGUGCAGAAGUGAGAGCAAAAUCAUUUACUGAUACCUUGAUGUUUGCAAUACAUUACUGCUGCCAGUAACUUGAGUUGAGAUAUCAGAGCCAGAAGAUGUCAUAUAGAAAGAGCUGAGAUAAUGAAAAUAUCAGCAAACCAGAUCAGUUUUGACAGAAUAUUCUGCAAAAUCCACUAUUCUACCUCUAAAGGACAGAAUUUUAUGAUAAGUGGGGUGCCCCAAUGUUGCCGAAAAUAUUUAAACACCCUGAUAAAUGUUCACACCAUCAAAAUAAACAGCAUUUAGAAAAGGUAUUCUUCAGAAGAAAAUCAGCUAUAUGAGUCCGUUCAGUAUAUUAUAAUUUUGAAAGUUUAUUUUUUGAAGUCUGACAAUAUAUUUAUUUAUAGUUGGCCAUUGAAAUAGUCGUCUUUUACAUAAAAACCAAGCAAGAAAUGGACUUUAAAUAUACGCCACCACUGUCAUUUCCGUUGACUAUGCUUUGAAGGUCUGGUUCUUCGAGAAGACACUUACCAAUUAAAACAAAAGUGUUCUUGUAGUAACCACUUACUUGCUCAAAGAAGACAAUUGUCUAAAACAAAAUGAAAUGUGAGUGCUUCAACUUUUAUUGUUUGUGGCAUCCACAGUAUAUAUUCUGGCAUUUAUCAUCUGAAUCCGGUUUCCUGCCACAACAGAGUUCUGGAAAGACUGAUCAAAUAUUUAUUUCGUCUAUUUAGUGUGCUUCAAGUGCAGAGUAAUGAUAAAGGCUUUUGUUAAUAUUUUAACCAAAGAUGUGGAGCAAUCCAGUUUAGCCAUCAUUUUGCAAAAUAUGCUUUUUCUAAUUGUUUUCUGUUUUCCUUUGUUCAGGUAUAUAUACUUUCCCUAAUCAUACCUCAAAUUCAUCCAUACCUCAAAACAGAUUAAAGAGGUCGGUUAAUUAGCCAUUGAAAUACGGUACUGGUGCUCUCUAUAUGAAGGAAUGUUGUUUAAGCUGUAACCCUGGAUUGCUUUAGAAGGACUAAUAUAAUUGACCUGAAACAUACUUGGAUUGCUCCAGCUGGUUUGCUGUUAUUUUUUCUGAGGAUUUGUUUUCAUUAUACAAUAGUAAUACAAAAUGAUUGCUUGUAAAUGGGGUGGGGGGUGGGGGGGGGGGAAUGUGGACGUUAGCAGCAAAAAUAAAGAGGCUCACAGCGGCAUAAGCUGGACUUUGUCGCCACUUGAUGACAAAAAGAUGUUAAUAACUAAGUUAACUACAUCUAUGUAUCUCAAGGGACUUAAUUCAGCUGUCUGUAGUGAAAAUUUUUAUGGGAAAAUUCAAGUUUUUCUCGCUGGAAAUAAGGUAUAAUUUGUAUUCUGCAGACAAAUCAGUAAAGUUACUGGCUUUCAUAGUGA